Messenger RNA from Spizellomyces punctatus DAOM BR117, 1119 nucleotides. RefSeq lists its product as uncharacterized. Gene Ontology annotation, cellular component: mitochondrial intermembrane space; mitochondrion. The transcript has 5 exons. Gene Ontology annotation, biological process: alpha-ketoglutarate transport; mitochondrial citrate transmembrane transport. Gene Ontology annotation, molecular function: copper ion binding; copper chaperone activity; tricarboxylate secondary active transmembrane transporter activity. The coding region runs from base 1 to 1119 and encodes 372 amino acids. The record is from RefSeq and is a predicted model, not a curated record. NCBI's taxonomy places the organism in Eukaryota, Fungi, Chytridiomycota, Chytridiomycetes, Spizellomycetales, Spizellomycetaceae.
AUGUCUGUCGUAGCAAAGUCCGAGCCAGCCUCAAUUCAAAAGAAACCCAUCAGUUAUGUCAACCUUCUUUUGGGAGGCGCCAUUCAGACCUUCGAGGUAUCAACGCUUGGACAGCCCUUUGAGGUCGUUAAGACACACAUGGCAGCCAACAGGAACGACUCGCUGGUAACAGCCGUCAAAAAAACGUACCAACGUGGAGGUAUUGCGGGAUUCUAUCAAGGGUUGAUUCCCUGGGCGUGGAUUGAAGCUUCGACGAAGGGAGCUAUCCUUUUGUUUGCCGCGUCCGAAAUCGAGUAUCAUGCAAGGACCAAAUUGGGGCUCUCUGGUCCAACCGCCGGAAUAUUGUCCGGAAUGGGAGGAGGCGUUGCGCAGGCGUAUACUACCAUGGGAUUCUGUACAUUUAUGAAGACAGUAGAGGUUACUCGCCACAAGAAUCCGGGAGCGGCUGUCUCUACCUGGAAGGUUGCAGGAGAUAUUUUAAAGACCGAGGGUAUCAGGGGAUUGAACAAAGGCGUGUCAGCUGUAGCUUUGCGACAAAUGACGAACUGGGGCAGUAGAAUCGGAAUUGCGCGUAUCACCGAAUCUAGCAUCCGCUAUUUCCGACCUGAGGGAGAGAAAGCCAACCCUCUCACUGUGUCUGAGCGACUCUUUGCUUCAGUAGUCGGUGGUGCCCUUGCAUGCUGGAACCAACCUAUUGAAGUGAUUCGUGUCGAAAUGCAGUCUCAAGUGAAAGACCCCAAUAGACCUGCCAAGAUGACUCUGUUGAACACGGCCAAGUGGAUUUGGCAAAGGAAUGGGUUCCUCGGCUUCUACCGUGGAGUAACUCCUCGUAUUGGCUUGGGUGUCUAUUUGACGGUGUGCAUGGUAUUUGGUGGAGAUAGCUUAAAAGCCUGGGUAGCGCAAAAACAGGCAAACAGGCUCGUUUCAUCAACUGCCUCCCCAGCGCCCCUCUCCGCAUCCACGUCAACCGGGGCUAAACCCGAAUGCAAACCUUGUUGUGCUUGCCCGGACACGCGGAAAGCGCGAGACGAAUGUGUAUUUGAGCACGGAGAAGAAAAAUGUGCAGAUCUAAUCAAGGCGCAUCAGGAUUGCAUGCGGGCGCAAGGUUUUAACAUUUGA